Messenger RNA from Neltuma alba, 852 nucleotides. RefSeq lists its product as uncharacterized. Bases 68 to 553 code for a protein of 161 amino acids. The record is from RefSeq and is a predicted model, not a curated record. The transcript is spliced from 7 exons. Lineage: Eukaryota; Viridiplantae; Streptophyta; Magnoliopsida; Fabales; Fabaceae.
UUUUGUGAUUUCCCGAUUCCAUAUUUCCGUCUCUCUCUUCCCCAGAUGAAACGCGAACUGCCAGGAAAUGGAAGGCAAAGGAGAGCAAGAUUUUCGAGGGUCUUCGAAUAGUUCCGAAAAUCCAAUUUCGGAACCACCCAUCGAUCCACUGUCAACUUGUCCCGAACUGACAUUCAAUCCUUCUGCUGAAGAUCAUGGUGAAUCAACAGUCUCUUUCAACCAGAGUGAAAUUUUCAGAGCUAUUCAAGUUGUCGAGAGAGAUUCCUUAGCCAUUGCCGAGAGUUUCGUUUCCCUCUUCGCUUCCCUUCGCUUGGCUCUCUCUGAGGUCACUGGCAGCUCAGUUGAUCAUAUGCAAUGCUUUUGUGAUGCUACAGGUCGUCUUCAGGAAUCUGUUCUUGAAGCAACAACCAAGGGGAACCGUUAUAUAAAUUCAUGUCUCAGAUUGAACGAGGAGAUGAAGAGCAUUGAUGGUCUUGGCUCUCAACUAAAAUUUCUACGAAGGAAUGUGGAUGCUUUGGACUUAGCUGUUAACAAGCUUCUUCAUUCUCCAUAACAAUAGAAUUCAAUAUACUCGAGGAAAAAUACCAGAGUCAACUGGUUGGUUCAAACUGAAAGUAGGUGAACUUGUCAGUGAUUCGGUUUGGGUGUUAAACUGGCCAAGAGUUGAACAGGUAUCAAAUUGGUCAAAUCGAGGCAAACAGGUGAAACUGGUAAAAACUAGUGUGAACCGAUUUGGAUAAUUGUUACUAUUGGUUCUAUUUUUUCUCAUUUACCUCCUAAUAUUUUACUCUCUAUAGAUUUAAAUGAAUUUUAAUAAUGAUUUCGAUAUCAAUUAUUAUUAAUUUUAGUUAU